AUGAAAGAAAGACAAAAAACUUCUUCCAACAUACUACCAAGUGGUUCCACCAUUUGGGACCUGUUGGAUAGAGCAGCUCAGAAACAUCCACAAAAUGGCCUGAUAUUUCCAAGCCACGAGCUUGAACAGCCUCCAACCACUGUCACCUACUCUGAACUUUGUUUUGAAGCUCUGAAAAAUGGAGAAGCCCUUCGGUACUCUGGAACAGUAGUUCCUGGGGACAUCGUUACCACUUAUUUCGACAACCACCAGGAGAAUAUCAUCUGGUUCUGGUCCGUUGUUGCUGCCGGAGGUAUACCCGCAAUUUUGAGCCCACUUGCGAAGGACUCGAAAACUCGAGUGGCACAGCUAGAACAUGUCAUUCGGCUUCUUCAAACGCCGACCAUCGUCACUAGCAAGCGGAUGGUGCUGCAUCUUACAGGGUCCGAAGGACUGCGAGUUACGACAACUGAAAGCCUGCGGGAAGCAGCUCGGUCGAAGAACGAAACCAAUGGUAGCACUAAACGCAAGAUGCUCUCUGAAGAACCGCCAACGAAGCGCAACAAAUUAAGGACAUGUAAAUCUAACCAAGUACGCAAUGAUCUGGCCGUGCUGCUAUUUACAUCCGGAAGCACGGGCCCUGCAAAAGCUGUCGAGCUUUCUCACUCGCAACUCAUAGCCUCUGUUCAAAUGAAAUCUGCCUUGCAUGGUGUCGGCCCCAAUAUGAAUUUUAUGUCCUGGGUUUCGUUUGAUCACUCUGCCAACUUUUGCGAGAUUCAUCUGAAUGCGCUAUACUCCGGUUCAAAUCAAGUCCAUGCGGCAACAGCUAAUAUGGCUACCGAGCCGGCCAGCUUCUUCAGUAUCUUGAACAAAUACGAAAUCGGUUACACCUUCGCACCAAAUUUCUUUCUGGCCGCAGCUUUCAAAGCAUUUCGAGCUCAAAAGGAUCCUCCACUUUUAGACUUCUCCAAACUGUCAAUUAUAAUGACAGGGGGCGAAGCCAACAAAGUUUCCACUAUAGCAGCGGUGGAUACGUUGCUUGUGAAAUAUGGAGCCAGUCCGAACACGAUUAAAUCGUCCUAUGGGUUAAGCGAGACUUGCUCCGCAUGUUUCUACAACACAGAAUGCCCCACAUACGAUCUUAUGAAAGACUAUACCUUUGCUUCAGUAGGCAAACAUGCCCGCGAUGGCUCUCUAGAGCUCCGUAUUGUGGAUGCGUGUGGACGUAAACAAGCCCCUGGAGUGACUGGUGCCAUCCACUUACGUGGAGAGAUUGUUUUCAGGGGGUAUUUCAAUGACAAUAAUGCCACGGAUGCAUGCAUGACCUCGGACGGCUGGUUUGACACUGGAGACACCGGAGUUGUGGAUGAAAAUGGCAACCUUCGGAUAGUCGGAAGAUCCAAAGAGGUGAUUAUCAUCAACGGCAAUAAUUAUUCUUCGUUUGACCUCGAGCACGCUAUCGAAUCACGCGUUAUAAAGGGUCUGACACCUUCAUACACCGCCACAUUCUCCUCUUUGGACCCAAGUGGUGAUAGUGAAAGCGUUGUGGUCCUCUUUAAUCCUGCAGACCAUAUCGUCGAUGCUGCCGUUCAAGAUACGAUAGACGCGAUCAACAUGGCGGUCGUUGCGUUUUGUUCAAAACCAGCCCUCGCAGUCAUUCCUCUUCCGAAAGACCAAAUGCCAAAGUCCACAAUUGGCAAGUUAUCGCGCCGCAGGCUCAAACAGUCAUUCGAAGCUGGAUUAUUUGACCAAUAUCGAACACAGAAGAGAUUGGAGCCGGCCUAUGAGCACAAUGGCGACGAGAAGCAAGAAUCGAAAUCUCUCAAUCACCUAUCACCACUCGGAAGACAGGUUGCGGAAAUAUUCUCUAGAGAAACGGGGAUACCUCAGGUGAACCUUGCAGGCGACAAUGCUUUACUUCGUUCGGGUCUUGAUAGCUUGGGGUAUAUGCGCAUCAAGAAAUCACUUGAAGGCGCAUUCCACAUUCACCAAGAGAUACCCAUGGGAAUGCUGUUGCGCAGUACAUCUAUCCAGGAACUAGAGACAUCAUUACUGUCUAUAGGGACUGCUCCACUGGAGUAUGAUCCUAUCGUUCCUCUGUCGCUGCACGGCUCGAAGCAGCCAUUGUUCCUCUUACAUCCAGGAUCUGGUGAGUUCUUGUGCUGGAUGCGCUUCUUACCCUUCUUACCUGAUCGGCCAAUAUAUGCUUUGAGAGCUAGGGGAGUUUAUGAAGGGGAAGGGUCGUUCUCGGAUCUUGAGGAAAUGCUGAGCUGUUAUCUGGAAGCCAUCAAACGUACUCAACCUCACGGACCAUAUGCAAUGCUUGGGUACUGCCUUGGGGGCAUGAUUGCCUUUGAGCUAGUCAAGAGGCUAGAAGCCCUGGGGGAUGAAGUUUCGUUUGUUGGUGGAAUCGAUAAUCCUCCGGACUUGAAGCUUAUCAUGGGCCGCCUUCAAUUCCGCACGUUGAUGAUAGACCUUCUUCCUCAAUUCACUUCGUAUACGAGGGAGGAAGCCGACGACUUUGGCCUACAAACAGCUCAUAAAUCAGACAAAGAAUUCUUUUAUGAGUUGUAUACCAAAUUCUCUCCCGAGUUCCUUGAGGCGAUGGACCUUACGCCGGCCCGACUUGCAGCUCUGGGCCGUGUAGAGAAUUCCAUGAGGCUCAUGGCAAGCACCUACACUCCUAGCGGGUCUAUCUCCAAGUACGACUGUUUCUGUGCAGAUCCAAUGCCGCAUUUCAAUGCCUCGCCCGAAGAGUGGAGAAAAGAUGUCUUGGCUACUUGGAGGGAGUAUUGCGAAAGUGACGUCAGAUAUCAUGAUGUCGACGGCAAUCAUUCCACAGCGAUGAAAGAGCCUCAUCUGCGGGUAACUCAGGCUAAGAUCAACGAGGCUUUGGUGGCCUUUCGCCUCUACAUAUCCUUUAUUCAUUGUUUCCCGCUGCCGGUGAGGACAGACCAGAAGGCUCUCUAUUUGAGGCUGAGACACGGUCUGUCUGAGACUGUAUCUGAACUACCCUUUCUGGGCGGAUGCAUAGUUCCAGAAGUAAGAAGAAGUGACCGAGUCCAAAUCCAGAUCAAUGAGGGAUAUGGUAUCAGAUUCCCGUACAGAGACUACACGGACGCGUCCCCUCAAACUUCAUGGCGAAGAUCCUACGAGGAGCUGAAAGCGGCUCAUUUCCCAAUCUCAGCACUCGACGCCCGAAAGCUCUCGCCAGUAGACCCCAUUCCUACGUCUCCUACGCCACCAGUUAUGGUUGUACAGGCGAACUUCAUAAAUGGAGGUCUGCUGCUGACGACCAGCAUACAUCACUCAGCAUUGGAUGCGACUGGCUUUGCAACGGUCCUCAAGAUCUGGGCAAAUCACAGUAGAGGGGAUUACGACACAGGUGGCAUCGUGUCUCUUACUACACCCAACUGGAGGGCAAUGGAUAGAUCCGUGCUUAUGAAAGGGCAUGCUGAAGCUAACAUCAGAGACUCCCCUGUAUUCAGGGUACGUGACGGUCCUGAGUUGACUGUAACACAGCGAUCGGGAAUGGUUCCGGCUUGUCCUGCAAAAGAAAUAAGUAUCUUUUAUUUUUCGCCAUCGUGUCUAGCACAGCUAAAGCUAGCUGCGUCAUCGGACAACCCCACAGACCGCUGGGUAUCUACCAACGAUGCUUUGUGCGCUCUUCUCUGGCGUCACAUAAGCCGUGCUCGGGGCUUUGGCUCAUUAGACUCUGGAGGUCAGGGCACCCUACCAGUUCAAUUUACGCUUGCUGUCCAAGGGCGACAACGUCUCGCGCCACCUUUAUCCCAAGAAAUGCUGGGAAACGUCGUUACCUUGUGUCCGGCAACCCUAGACAUCAACACUCUAACCUCGCCAUCCUCUCCACUUUACCACGUGGCUAGCACGUUGCGGAAGGCGAUCAACAAGAUUGAUUCUGCCUAUCUCAGGGGAACAAUAGGAAUGAUUGACUCAGUAUGCGAUCUCCAGAAUCUAGAGCUCUCAGUCUUCGAUAACCCACUACGCGAUCUUCUUGUGUCGAGUUGGUCGGACUUGGGCCUGCUUCAGGUGGACUGGGGUCAAGGGGUUGGACGGCCAGAGUGUAUGAGGAUCCCGAAGCAGCCAUCGACCGGUGGAAUUGGCGGCGCUGGGAUAUUUCCUAGACUGCUCGAUGGGGGGCUAGAAGUCUUGAUCGGCGUCGAGGCAGAGACGAUGAAGCGUCUGAGGGCUGAUGAGGAAUUUUUGAGAUAUGCCGAAUGGAGAUGCACAUAG
Messenger RNA from Endocarpon pusillum Z07020, 4233 nucleotides. RefSeq lists its product as uncharacterized. The record is from RefSeq and is a predicted model, not a curated record. Gene Ontology annotation, biological process: biosynthetic process; secondary metabolic process. Gene Ontology annotation, molecular function: CoA-ligase activity. The coding region runs from base 1 to 4233 and encodes 1410 amino acids. NCBI's taxonomy places the organism in Eukaryota, Fungi, Ascomycota, Eurotiomycetes, Verrucariales, Verrucariaceae. The transcript has 7 exons.